GUGCUCUUCUCCACUUCCACUGAGACAAGAGAGAAGAAGAAGAAGAAGAUGAAGAGCGACACCGUGAACGGCGACGAACUGAAUGAGCGGCUUUUGGAACGAGAAGCAGACAUCGAGGAGAUAGGGAGUUGUGUGCAUUUCGUCAAGGAAGCGAUAAACGAGAACAAGAAGCUCUGGUAUUUGGCUGCUCCCGCCAUUUUCACUUCCAUCGCUCAGUAUUCUCUUGGAGCCAUCACUCAAGUGUUCGCUGGCCAUCUCACCACUCUCGAGCUCGAUGCCGUCUCCACUGAGAACAUGGUCAUCGCUGGCCUCGCUUUCGGCAUCAUGUUGGGAAUGGGGAGUGCACUGGAGACACUGUGCGGGCAAGCAUUCGGAGCAAAGAAGCUACACAUGCUGGGUGUCUACAUGCAGCGUUCCUGGGUCAUACUCAACGUAACGUGCGUCUGUCUACUCCCCAUUUAUAUCUUUGCCACACCGAUCCUGAAGCUCUUCGGCCAGAACGACCAGAUCGCUGAGCUUGCUGGAAAGUUCUCGCUCUACAUGAUCCCACAGUUGUUCGCCUACGGCUUCAAUUUCCCCAUACAGAAGUUCUUACAGGCACAAAGCAAAGUAAUGACGAUGGCAUGGGUAUCUGGGGUAGCCCUUUUGUUCCAUAUAUUGUUGAGCUGGUUAUUCAUAGUUCAGUUCAAGCUCGGCUUGGCCGGUGCAGCGGCCGCGCUCAAUAUAUCAUGGUGGGUGGUGGUGUUGGGCCAGUUUGCUUACAUAGCCAUGGGCUAUUGCCCUGGUGCCUGGACCGGCUUCAGUUGGAGCGCCUUCCGUGACUUGGGAGCUUUCGCCCGCCUCUCAGUUGCUUCGGCCAUCAUGAUGUGCCUUGAAUUCUGGUACUACAUGGUACUGAUCGUGCUGGCCGGCCGCUUGCAGAAUGCCGAAAUAGCAGUAGCUGCCAUAUCAAUAUGUAACAACUUGAAUGGGUGGGAGAUCAUGAUAUUCUUCGGCUUCAAUGCAGCUAUCAGUGUGAGGAUCUCAAAUGAACUAGGAGCUGGUCGGCCAAAUGCAGCCAAAUUCUCAAUACUAGUGGUGGUGCUUUCUUCAGCACUGAUGGGGAUGGUAUUCUUCGUCCUCGUGCUAGCUCUGAGAAAUGUGUAUGCUCUCCCCUUCACAAACAGCUCCGAGGUUGCUGAUGUUGUCUCUCAUCUCGCCGUCAUCUUUGCCUUCACAUUGUUACUUAACAGUGUUCAGCCUGUUCUAACAGGAGUGGCCGUAGGAGCAGGAUGGCAGUGGUUAGUGGCUUAUGUCAAUGUGGGAUGUUAUUACAUUGUUGGCAUUCCUCUUGGGUUCUGCCUCGGCUCUCUAUUGAACAUGGGAGUAAAGGGAAUAUGGACUGGAAUGAUCACUGGAGUGGGCUUGCAAACCUUGAUCCUUACAGGAAUUACUCUUGCCACAAAUUGGAACAAAGAGGCUAUGCAAGCAGAAUCUAGGAUAAAGAAAUGGGGUGGCUCUAUAGACUCUCCAGUGAAAAACAUAAAGGAUUCCGAGAGCAAAAAGGUUUACAAUGUUUAGUUUGAUAAAACUACAAGUCACCAAACGAGGGGAUCUAGCCAAUCUCGCAUGCCUAUGAGCUUUCCUACUUCUCAAAAUCGCCUGAUGAUUCACGGUUCACCGGUUCAUAGUGAUAUUGAUAUAUCUUUUUUUACCCGGUUACAAUUAAGUGACCAAUCGUACCAUUUGCUUUGAAAAACAGAGACAUUUUCACGGGCAAAAGAAAGCAGAGUGUAAAAGCUGUACUGUACUGUUUACUUCCUUAGAGGUAAACAUUUUCCAAAGAUAAACAAAUGUCAUCAUUCGGUACUUUCAGUUCUGAA
Molecule: messenger RNA, 1862 nt
Organism: Nelumbo nucifera (sacred lotus)
Lineage: Eukaryota; Viridiplantae; Streptophyta; Magnoliopsida; Proteales; Nelumbonaceae
Product: protein DETOXIFICATION 33-like
Biological process (GO): xenobiotic detoxification by transmembrane export across the plasma membrane
Cellular component (GO): membrane
Molecular function (GO): xenobiotic transmembrane transporter activity; antiporter activity
Source: RefSeq, a predicted model, not a curated record